CUCUGGGUAGGGAGGUAUUUCUUAAAAGCCUUAUUCACCAUCAUUACAGCAUGUUGCCCAUGACACCUCCUUCCCCUUUUAGUUCUGGUCCACCAGCGGGGACCGGCUGAAUGAGGAAGUGAGAGAGUGACAGUGAACAAAAGCAGAAGGGGCUGGAGGAUGCAGGAGCGGAGACCGUAGUUGGCGCUCGCUGACCGGCCGGGCCCAGGGGACCCGCGCGAGGGGGAAAAUGCACCUGCUGCUGCUCUUCCCCCUCCUCUUCCGGCUCUCAGGCUCAUCAGAUUCAUCAGAUGUCACAGGUCCCAAAGCAGUGAGUGGCCCUGAGCAGGGCUUGCUGACCGUGCAGUGUCGCUAUGACCCAGGGUGGGAGCCCUACGUGAAGUACUGGUGUCGAGGAGCUGCGUGGAAUGAAUGCAAGAUCCUUGUUAGAACCACGGGAUCAGAGUGGGAGGUGAAGGAGGACCGUGUGUUCAUCAGGGACAAUCAGACCACCCACACGAUCACUGUGACCAUGGAGAAGCUGAGGCGGGAGGAUGCAGACACUUACUGGUGUGGGAUUGAGAGAACUGGAGCUGACCCUGGCGCCCCAGUUAAAGUGGCCGUUGGCCCAGGCUCAGCAGCUGUCAUCACGGGUCCACGAGAAGCUAGAGGCCCUGAGCGGGGCUGGCUGACCGUGUGGUGUCACUAUGACCCAGGGCGGGAGCCCUACGUGAAGUACUGGUGUCGUGGAGCUGAUUUCAGGAACUGCACAGUCCUUGUUAGAACCACGGGAUCAGAGCUGGAAGUGAAGGAGGACCGUGUGUCCAUCAGGGACAAUCAGACCACCCACACGUUCACCGUGACCAUGGAGAAGCUCAGGCGGGAGGAUGCAGACGCUUACUGGUGUGGGAUUGAGAGAACUGGAGCUGACCCUGGCGCCCCAGUUAAAGUGACCGUUGGCCCAGGCUCACCAGCUGUCAUCACGGGUCCAGGAGAAGCAAGAGGCCCUGAGCAGGGCUCGAUGACCGUGCAGUGUCGCUAUGACCCAGGGUGGGAGACGCACGUGAAGUACUGGUGUCGUGGAGCUGAUUUCAGGAUCUGCAGGAUCCUUGUUAGAACCACGGGAUCAGAGCAGGAGGUGAAGAAGGACCAUUUGUCCAUCAGGGACAAUCAGACCAGCCGCAUGUUCACCGUGACCAUGGAGAAGCUGAGGCGGGAGGAUGCAGACACUUACUGGUGUGGGAUUGAGAGAACUGGAGCUGACCCUGGCGCCCCAGUUAAAGUGGCCGUUGGCCCAGCAACAACUACAGUGUCGACCACCAUCCCCACCCCCACCACGUUCACAGCACCGGUCGCCACAGAGGUCCCUACAAGCUCCCGCAAUAUGAGCAGCCUGCACCCCGAAGGCAGGUCCCUGCUCAGCAGCGUCCACUUCCUGCUCCUGGUCUUCCUGAAGCUGCCGGUGUUCCUGAGCAUGCUGGGGGCCGUGCUCUGGGUGAACCGGUCUCAGCGGGGCCCUGCGGGGGGCGGGCCGCCCCGUUCUGAGAACCAGUAGCCCGCAUGGCCAUUGACGUCUUGUGUGAACGAAAGAGCCUCAAGGGGAAGGAAAAGCACUUUUGUUAUGAAAUGAUUGUGGUCAGCAGGGCCGGUGCUUCUAGAGACAGUGUGGCCCUGUCUCAGGACACAGGACCCAGUCCCUGGGCACCCAGGGCUGUGAUGCUGGGCCUGUGGGCCUGGCUCUGGGGUCCCCUUCUCCACUCCCAGGUCCUUCCUUCUUGCUGAGGCCACAGCGCAGCAGGAGGGACAAAGAGAUCAGCAGAACAAGGGGCCAUCCCCGGGGCCCAAGGCCUUGAGUACCGGGUCUGAUCUCAGCCCCGAGAGCCCCUGCUGGCAUAGAACUGACUCUCGUUCGGACGGGGUUCAGGGCUCUUGCCCACUUGGGGUCACAAUUCUUGACCCGGGAGUAGAAAAACGGAACCAGACACCGAUGACGUGCCCACCAGCACUGAGGGUCUGAAUGCUCGGUGAACAGAAGACUCUGGAGUUCUUCUCCUGCUGCUUUUUGCGUCUUGUGAGGCAGGACGCUCUGGCGCCCACUCCGCCUGUCAUCUCCCGGACGUGCACGCGCGAUCUUGAAACUGAUUUCACAUCCUCAUUUGGUCUCCGCAACCCUUCUUGUCAACAUCCGUAAACGUUCUUGUUUUGAUAUGUUCCACGUGGCUGCCCGUGUUGUUUUGGGGUCAUGCGGAUACCCACGUAUUUUGCGGACUGAGGUGUGGUCCGUUAGACAGUCUCUGGAGCCAAGGCAGCCUUGAACCCAGGGAGGCCGGGAGGGACGAGCCUGGAGGCGGGUCCUUACCCUCUCAGGAGCGGGACUGGGGUUGCUCCCGUGGUCAGAUGGAAGCUUUUGCUGGUGGGUAAUUGGGGAGGAGGGAGGGCGCCAGCAGGAGCUGCUUCAUGAAGACAAAACGAUGCACGAAUUCUUCCUCUCAAGUUCCCUCCUGAACUUGAACAUCUGGCAGCUUCCAGACCAAAACAAGAGGCCACUAGAGCAAAGGGACAGGCGACCAGGCCAGUGAAACAGCAGGAGCCCGGGCCAGAAGUGACGGUGCAGGACAUGGCGAGGGGAGACCCGGUCCGCGGGGGACCCUGCUCACCCCGCUCGGGCCUCGACGCCCAUGCCCAGCUGCCCUCACCUGGAUGCCCUCUGCACUGUGCUUGGGCCCUGGGUGCGCCCAGGGGCAUCUUUUUUUUUCUUUUUUUUAGUUUUAACUGCCUGUCGACUCUGUGCCGCACACAAUGAGGACUCGGUGUGGCGUCCUCUGCCCACACCAUUCUUCCCAGACCCGAUUGUCAGACUUUUGCACUGAUGGUGCUGAUAGAAAAAAGUGUUUCUCUUCUGGAAACACUUGCCACAGUAGUUCAGUCUCUUUCCUAUUUUUAAACAUAGUCACCGUUCAUUGUAGCUUUUUUUUUUCAUUAUUUCAUCUAUUUCCUUGUUGGGAAAAUUUCAACAUGAUGUUUUUUCUAUUUUCCAAGGGCUCACAGGUGCCGUACUUCACAUGUGCUUGCGUACGUAGGAGUGUUCGUUGCCAAACACAACAAUCCUGGGAGUAAAACUCCCAGAAUGCCCCGCCCUUCCUGGGACCCUGUGGCGUGUCCUUCACGUCUCCUGGGACGCGGCACAGCCACAGCAGCUGAGGCUGCCGCCCUUCCCUUCACGCACGUGGCUUUACUCCUUCUGGUUGGACAUCUUUUCUGCUGUGAGCCCGGAAGAUUGUAUCUUUAUCUUGGAACCUCUGUAAUUUCAGAAUAUUCUAGGUGUGGAUCAUUAGGACCUUUCCCUGCCACCCCGCCCCCCAAGACACUGUGUGGAUUUUUAACAGCAGAUUAAAAGAUUUAU
Phyllostomus hastatus (greater spear-nosed bat) is the source of this 3382-nucleotide messenger RNA. It is a transcript of the gene CD300LF, whose product is annotated as CD300 molecule like family member f. Lineage: Eukaryota; Metazoa; Chordata; Mammalia; Chiroptera; Phyllostomidae. Gene Ontology annotation, molecular function: transmembrane signaling receptor activity. The transcript has 6 exons. Gene Ontology annotation, cellular component: plasma membrane. The coding region runs from base 230 to 1534 and encodes 434 amino acids. The record is from RefSeq and is a predicted model, not a curated record.